AAUAAGCAAUCAAAUUUUUAUUUUUAUUUUUAUUUUUAAAUUUAUGUCCCCAAGCAGAAGCAGGUUCCCCUCCUUCUAUCCCUUACCUUACCCACAAACUGAAUCGCCGGGAAACUGGGAUUUACAGCCCCCUCAACUUUAUACAGACUUGUUGGGGAGCUAGAUGGGUCCUCUUACAUUGGCAGUGGGCUCGAAAGCCACUUCGAUGGUCUCAUCAGAUGGAUCUACUGGAAAAGUGAAAAAAUUACCAUUGGAAACAAGACGGUUUUUUGCAUCAGUUAGCACAAGAGAGGACAAGCCAUUUGAUUUUUUCCGAACUCUAUUUGAGGGUGUUAUAGCUGGAGGGACAGCUGGUGUUGUUGUGGAAACUGUGUUAUACCCAAUUGAUACAAUAAAGACACGACUGCAGGCUGCUCAUGGUGGAGGAAAAAUAAAUCUGAAAGGGCUUUAUUCUGGACUGGCUGGAAAUCUUGCUGGUGUCCUACCGGCUUCUGCAAUGUUUGUUGGUGUCUAUGAACCAACAAAGCAGAAACUGUUGAAGAUAUUUCCUGAAAAUCUUAGUGCUUUAGCUCAUCUGACUGCAGGUGCCAUUGGAGGGAUUACUGCUUCUCUUAUCCGUGUUCCAACAGAGGUAGUUAAGCAAAGGAUGCAGACUAGACAAUUUGCUUCAGCUCCAGAUGCCAUUCGUCUUAUUGUUUCUAAGGAAGGUUUCAAAGGUCUUUAUGCGGGAUACGGAUCUUUUCUAUUGCGUGACUUGCCAUUUGAUGCAAUCCAAUUCUGUAUAUACGAGCAGCUCCGGAUAGGUUAUAAGCUGGCGGCAAAGAGAGAUCUCAAUGAUCCUGAGAAUGCUAUUAUUGGUGCUUUUGCUGGUGCUUUGACUGGGGCCAUAACAACACCCCUUGAUGUGAUCAAGACUAGAUUAAUGAUUCAGGGAUCAGCAAACCAGUAUAGCGGCAUCUUUGAUUGCGUUCAGACUAUUGUCAGAGAAGAAGGGCCCCCUGCUCUAUUGAAGGGCAUCGGGCCAAGAGUGCUGUGGAUAGGCAUUGGUGGUUCAAUAUUCUUCGGGGUUCUUGAGAGUACAAAACGGUCCCUCGCCCAGAGGCGUCCUGCUGUUCAUCAUCAAAACAGAGACUCCUCAAAGCAAGACUGAACUUCUGCUAAAUUGUCUUGUGUUUGUGUUUCUAAUCUUAGGAUCUUGUGUAGGCUAUGAGAAUGGUGAGGGUUUGUAUGAAAAUUUUGUUUUGAAUGAUGUGACUCUUCACAUUAUUCCUACUACAAAGAGGUAAAUGACUCCCUUUGAGAGAGAUACAAGUCCCUUCCCCCCACUUUGAGUUCUUA
This is a messenger RNA of Diospyros lotus (date-plum), 1338 nucleotides long. Its product is annotated as S-adenosylmethionine carrier 1, chloroplastic/mitochondrial. The transcript is spliced from 13 exons. Gene Ontology annotation, molecular function: S-adenosyl-L-methionine transmembrane transporter activity. The record is from RefSeq and is a predicted model, not a curated record. Lineage: Eukaryota; Viridiplantae; Streptophyta; Magnoliopsida; Ericales; Ebenaceae. Gene Ontology annotation, cellular component: mitochondrial inner membrane. Gene Ontology annotation, biological process: transmembrane transport. Bases 164 to 1150 code for a protein of 328 amino acids.